CAAGUGGCUUCUCAGAAGCCCAUCAUAUGGUACAUGCUGCCAAGCUCCCCAGGCAGGAUGGGGAUAGGCAGGGGGACUCGAAUACCACUAUGGAUUCCUAUACUAAUGAUUAUCUUAAGCCGUCAUCAGAAAGUACAUGCCCAGUUUCAAUAUCAACAAUCCCAAUAUGAGGACCAGCAAUCCCAAUAUAUGGAUCAGCAAUCCCAGUAUGAAGAUCAGCAGUCCGAAUAUGUGGACCAACAGCUCUUCCCUCCUGACGAGCAGCAAGUGCAGCAGACACAUGACUAUUUUACCACAUUAGCUCCCUCAAGUCCUGUGAGUGUAAUCCCUGCAUUGAGAACAACAAUGGUGAUCAAGAGUGGAAACUCAGCUCAUAAUCAUAGAAUCUGUAGCACUUGGGGCAAUUUCCACUUCAAGACCUUUGAUGGAGAUAUCUAUCAGUUUCCUGGACUCUGCAAUUAUGUCUUUGCAUCCCACUGCAAAUCCUCUUAUGAAGACUUCAAUAUACAAAUAAGACGCUUGGUGUUUGAGAAUGUUACUGUUAUCAGCCGUGUGGUUUUGAAACUUGACGGAGUAGCUCUUGAACUUACUUCAAAUUCCAUUAUUGUCAAUGGAGAGCCGGUUCAGCUGCCUUACAGCCACUUAGGAAUUCUGAUGGAGACAGUCUCAGGUUAUCUCAAGGUCCAAGGGAAAAUGGGAGUGACCCUGCUGUGGAAUCAAGAGGAUGCCCUUUUGCUGGAACUACAUGAAAAGUAUGCUAAUCAAACUUGUGGUCUUUGUGGGGAUUUCAAUCAAAUCGCAACCUACAAUGAAUUCAUUUCCAACAAUGUCCAGCUGACUCCUUUGCAGUUUGGAAACAUGCAGAAGAUGGACGGACCUACAGAACAAUGUGAAGACCCUAUCUCUUUACCUAAAGGCCAAUGCAGCCAGGAGUUUACCACUCUUUGCCAAAAAAUACUGACUGGUAAUGCAUUUGACGCUUGCAAUGCAUUAGUUGAUGUGCGUGACUACAUUGAUGCUUGCGUACAAGACUUAUGCCAAUGUGAUCAGUCUAUGGCUGAAGCCUGCAUCUGUAACACUUUUGCUGAGUACUCCAGGCAAUGCUCCCAUGCUGGUGGACACCCACUUGAAUGGAGAACAGAAGAUGUCUGUCCCAAGUCUUGUCCUUUCAACAUGCAGCAUCAAGAAUGUGGAUCCCCCUGUUUCGACUCUUGUACCAAUUCUGAACAGUCCCAAUUGUGUGAAGAUCAUUGUAUAGAUGGCUGUUUCUGUCCCCCCGGCACUGUGUUUGAUGACAUUAACAAUUCUGGCUGCAUCCCCAUUUCGGAUUGUUAUUGUUCUUACAAUGGGGUUUCUUAUGCUCCUGGUACUUCUUUUUCCUCCCAGUGCAUUUCCUGUUCUUGCACUGGGGGACAAUGGACUUGUGUCAGUCUUUCAUGCCCUGGAGUAUGUUCUAUUGAAGGUGGCUCCCAUGUCUCCACUUUUGAUGAGAAAUACUAUUCAUUUUUUGGGGACUGUAGCUAUAUGAUCACUAAGCUCUGUGAUAGCAAUAAGUUCGCUGUUCUGGGAGAAAUUCAAAAGUGUGGCCUGACAGAUUCUGAGACAUGCCUGAAAGGAUUAGCUCUAAGUGUUGAUGGAGGACAGACAGUCUUUGUGGUCAAGUCUAAUGGAGCUGUAUAUGUGAAUAUGAUUCUCACUCAACUGCCUAUCUCAGCAUCCAAUGUCACCAUCUUCAGCCCUACCUCAUUCUUCACUGUGAUAGACACAAAAUUUGGAUUCCAGGUGGUGAUACAAUUUAUCCCUAUAAUGCAGGUGUUUCUAUACAUGGAUCCAAGCCACAAAGGGCAGACAUGUGGCCUCUGUGGAAAUUUCAAUGGUAUCCAAUCAGAUGACUUUAAAGCUAUCAGUGGGGUGACAGAAGGAACCUCUGCUGCUUUUGUUAACACCUGGAAAACACAGGCAGAUUGCCCCAAUGUCAAAAACAUAUUUGAAAACCCCUGUACUCUCAGUAUAGAAAAUGAAAAAUAUGCUUCACACUGGUGCGGAUUGCUGACUGACACCAAGGGGCCCUUUCAGAAAUGCCACUCAAUAGUAAACCCAGCUGUUUACCAUAAAAACUGCAUGUAUGACACCUGUAACUGUGAAAAGAGUGAGAACUGUAUGUGUGCUGCCCUCUCAGCCUAUGUCAGAGCCUGUGCUGGUAAAGGAGUAUUGAUCACUGCAUGGAGGACUAGUGUCUGUGCCAAAUUCCAAAUUUGUCCUGAAACCUGGACUUAUCAUUACAAUAUUGAAACAUGUCAAGCCACCUGCCGAGCCCUCAGUGAGGUUGAUGUCACUUGCAAAAUCACGUUCCCUCCAGUGGAUGGAUGCACCUGUGAAGAAGGGACAUACCUGGAUGACAGUAACAAAUGUGUGCCUGCCUCUAAGUGCCCUUGUUACCACAAAGGAACUGCCAUUCCAUCUGGAGAGGUGGUUCAUGAAAAUGGCAUCAUAUGUACCUGUGUACAAGGCAAGCUUCAGUGCAUUGGGGAAGUGAAACCACAAACAGUUUGUGACGCUCCUAUGAUCUACUUUGAUUGUGACAAUAUCACAGCUAAUGCUCAUGGAGUUGAGUGCCAGAAGAGCUGCCAGACACUUGAUAUGGGAUGUUAUAGCGCACAGUGUGUCUCUGGUUGUGUGUGUCCUGAUCAGCUAGUGUCUAAUGGUACAGGCAAAUGUAUACCUGCAGAAGACUGUCCAUGCGUUCACAAUGAAGCCACAUACAAACCAGGAGAAACUAUCAAAGAUAAAUGUAAUACUUGCACAUGCAAGAACCGAAAGUGGAUAUGCUCUAAUAAACCUUGUCUGGAAACUUGCUCAGUUUAUGGUGAUGGUCAUUAUAUCACCUUUGACGGCAAACGAUACAGCUUCAAUGGAGAAUGUGAAUACACACUGAUCCAGAAUCAGUGUGGUAAAAAUAAGACCAAUGUAGAAGCUUUCCGAGUGAUCACAGAGAAUAUCCCCUGUGGUUCUACAGGGACUACCUGCUCAAAAGCCAUUAAGGUGUUCACUGGGAAGUAUGAGUUAGUACUUACAGAUGGAAAAUUUGAGGUGAUACAGAGACUUCCUGGUGGAGAUGAACUGCCAUUCAAGAUCCGAUACAUGGGCAACUACAUGGUGAUUGAAAUUUUUAACGGAGGAGUGAUCGUGAUAUGGGAUAGGAAAACCAGUGUGAUCAUUAAACUCAGCACAGACUUUAAGGGUCAGGUCUGUGGCCUUUGCGGAAACUAUGAUGGCAAUGACAUCAAUGAUUUCACCACCAGGAGCCAGUCUGUAGUAGGAGAUGUCCUGGAGUUUGGUAACAGUUGGAAAGUUUCUCCCACUUGUCCAGAUGUCCCAAACAGCCGGGAUCCUUGUUCUGCAAAUCCCUAUAGGAGUUCCUGGGCACAGAGGCAAUGUAGCAUCAUUAACAGCAAGACAUUUGCUCUCUGCCAUCCUCAGGUUGAACCAACUAAAUAUUACGAAGCGUGUGUAUCUGAUGCCUGUGCUUGUGACACUGGAGGAGACUGUGAAUGCUUCUGUACAGCUGUGGCUGCAUAUGCACAGGCAUGUCAGGAGGCUGGUGCAUGCAUCUCUUGGAGAACUCCAUCCAUCUGUCCUUUAUUCUGUGAUUACUACAAUAAACAAGGAGAGUGUGAAUGGCAUUAUCAACCUUGUGGUUCUUCUUGCAUGAAGACCUGUAGGAAUCCACAUAAUUGUUCACUUGAAAUAUAUGACUUGGAAGGGUGCUAUCCAAACUGUCCAGCCGAUAAACCCUACUUUAAUGAAGAUGAGAUGGAUUGUGUCUCCCUUGAUAAGUGUGGCUGCUUUGAUGGCAAAGGAAACUAUUAUAAACCAGGAGAAAAAUUGCCUUCAGAAAAGAGCUGUCAGUCAUGUUAUUGUUCAAUGGACAGUGAAGAGGACUGCAGAUAUGAUGAAAAUGAAUGCUACUGUAUCUAUGAAGGAAAGAUAAGCAAACCUGGCGAGAUCAUCUAUAAUACAACCGAUGGCAUUGGAGGGUGCAUCACUGCAAUUUGCAGUCAAAAUGGCACAAUUGAGAGGAACAUCUUUCCAUGUCCCACAACCCCUACCAGUAUACCCACUGCUACUGUCUUUGUAUUUACUAACACCACUUCACCAGCAAGUACUACUUCAGUGCCCAUGACUACCUCUGUCUGUGUUCAGGAAGUGUGUCAUUGGUCAGCGUGGUAUGAUGGGAUGCAGCCUGGCUUAGGAAACAACGAUGGAGAUUUUGAAACUUUUGACAAUCUAACAGCCAAAGGCUACCAAGUUUGCAAAAAUCCAAAAGCCGUUGAAUGUAGAGCAGAGAAAUUCCCCAAUACUCCAUUAACUACACUGGACCAGAAGGUAGAAUGCAGCAGAACAGUUGGAUUAAUUUGUCAUAAUAUGGACCAGUAUCCAGAAAUCUGCCACAAUUAUCAAAUCAAAAUUCUAUGCUGUAGCUUUGUACCAUGUGGCAAUUAUACUACAGCUUCCACACCUGAAACCACCACGGUCUCUCCAGUUCAAACAACUACAGUACCAGCUACUAUUUUGACAAGUACCACUGCUUUCACAAGUACAAUGAAAGUAACCACUAGCAUCUUAACAACAACCCCAGAAACCACUUUUUUACCUACUAGCAUUACAGUCCCAUCUACCACAGAGCCUGGAUCUCCAACAACAGAAAUAAUGAGAAAAACAACGUGCAUACCUAUCUGCAAAUGGACAGAAUGGUAUGAUGUGCAUUUUCCUACACUGGAUAAUGAAGGAGAUUUUGAAACAUAUGAGAUUAUCAGAGCCACAGGAAAAGAUAUCUGUGAAAACCCAGAACAUAUAAAAUGCAGAGCUGAGAAAUUCCCUAAUAAAACUAUUGAUGAAGUUGGCCAAAAUGUCCAGUGCAACAUAUCAUUUGGAUUGGUUUGCAGAAAUGAAGAUCAGUCAGGAAUGCUGCAAAUAUGUUUUAACUAUCAAAUUAAAGUGUAUUGCUGCAACAAUGAAUGCUUGACCACUCCUACAGAAACUUCAACCAGGGUCACAACACCUCAAACAACUUCUACUAUCAUUACUACAACUUUAGGAACAACAAAUCCAAAUAUCACAACACCACAAAUUACAUCUACCUCAGUUCCAGAGACAACUACAAUUACGUUACAUCCUGUCACUACUAAAUAUACAACCAUACUUUCUACUACAAAACCUUCAAUGACAACUACCUCUAUGCAACCAAGUUCCACUGCAGCUCCUCUAACUACAACAUUUCUUCCAACAAAAGGUACACUGUCAACCACAUCUGAACCAACCACAGUAACAACGACAGUACCUCUUCCAACUACGACACAAACACAAAUACCUACAACAAUUUUAACAACAGGUAUACCUUGCACUGAGGAAAAAUGUGAAUGGUCCCAGUGGUAUGAUGUAAGUUACCCAGGCAAUGAACCUGAUGAUGGGGAUUUUGAAACUUUUAAAAAUAUAACAGACAAAGGACAUGAAAUUUGUAAAGCACCCAAAAAAGUUGAAUGUGAAGCAUUAAAGUAUCCGAAUGCAACACUUGAAGAACUGAAACAAAAAGUUACAUGUGAUACAAAAAUAGGACUCAUAUGUUAUAAUAAAGACCAAAUAUCACAAAUUUGCUACAAUUACAAGAUCAGAAUUCAAUGCUGCAAAAUUAUAUUUGUACCAUGCCCAACAACACCAAUCCCCAAAAUAACUACUACAUCACUGAAAACAACAAAAAUUCCUACAUCAGUAGUAACAACAACACAAAUAGUAAAUAAGACAACAGAAAAACAAAUUGUUACACAAUACCACACAACAAAGCUGCCAUCUACAGCACCUCAGAUAGUGGAAACAACAACUGUACCACCCACCACCACUUCUAGCUCCACUCUUCCAGUUUCAACCACAACUCCCUUUGGAACAACAACACGGGAAGUGAUAACCACAACUGUACCUCAAACCACCUCAACAGUGAUUACCAGCACCAGAAUUACCCCCAAAGAAACAACUCCCGCCACCACAACUGUUAUCACUCCCACUAAGCCCAUAGUGACCACAACUGCUUUACCCACCACUACCCAGUUACCCACACCAACAACAACUCUCACUACGACCACACCACCAACGACCACAUGUGCUCCCAUCAUCUGCCAGUGGUCAGAAUGGUUUGAUGUUGACUUUCCCACUUCUGGACCCGAAGGAGGAGACCUUGAAACCUACAGCAAUAUCCGAGCCGCGGGAGGCAGAUUCUGUGAAAAGCCUAUAAAUAUACGAUGUCAAGCUGUAAACCACCCAGACCUAAGCAUCGAACAGCUUGGUCAAGUAGUUCAGUGUGAUGUCACAGUUGGACUGGAAUGCCACAAUGAAAAACAAACUGGAGAAGUUAAGCAAUGCUUUAAUUAUAGGGUAAGUGUGCUUUGUUGUGAAGAAAACCCCGAAUGCAAAACAACAACUGUACCACCCACCACCACUUCUAGCUCCACUCUUCCCGUUUCAACCACAACUCCCUUUGGAACAACAACACGGGAAGUGAUAACCACAACUGUACCUCAAACCACCUCAACAGUGAUUACCACCACCAGAACUACCCCCAAAGAAACAACUCCCGCCACCACAACUGUUAUCACUCCCACUAAGCCCAUAGUGACCACAACUGCUUUACCCACCACUACCCAGUUACCCACACCAACAACAACUCUCACUACGACCACACCACCAACGACCACAUGUGCUCCCAUCAUCUGCCAGUGGUCAGAAUGGUUUGAUGUUGACUUUCCCACUUCUGGACCCGAAGGAGGAGACCUUGAAACCUACAGCAAUAUCCGAGCCGCGGGAGGCAGAUUCUGUGAAAAGCCUAUAAAUAUACGAUGCCAAGCUGUAAACCACCCAGACCUAAGCAUCGAACAGCUUGGUCAAGUCGUUCAGUGUGAUGUCAAAGUUGGACUGAUAUGCUACAAUAAAGAACAAACUGGGAAAGUUCAGCAAUGCUUUAAUUAUAGGGUAAGUGUGCUUUGUUGUGAAGAAAACCCCGAAUGCAAAACAACAACCGUACCACCCAUCACCACUUCUAGCUCCACUCUUCCAAUUUCAACCACAACUCCCUUUGGAACAACAACACGGGAAGUGAUAACCACAACUGUACCUCAAACCACCUCAACAGUGAUUACCACCACCAGAACUACCCCCAAAGAAACAACUCCCGCCACCACAACUGUUAUCACUCCCACUAAGCCCAUAGUGACCACAACUGCUUUACCCACCACUACCCAGUUACCCACACCAACAACAACUCUCACUACGACCACACCACCAACGACCACAUGUGCUCCCAUCAUCUGCCAGUGGUCAGAAUGGUUUGAUGUUGACUUUCCCACUUCUGGACCCGAAGGAGGAGACCUUGAAACCUACAGCAAUAUCCGAGCCGCGGGAGGCAGAUUCUGUGAAAAGCCUAUAAAUAUACGAUGCCAAGCUGUAAACCACCCAGACCUAAGCAUCGAACAGCUUGGUCAAGUCGUUCAGUGUGAUGUCACAGUUGGACUGAUAUGCUACAAUAAAGAACAAACUGGGAAAGUUCAGCAAUGCUUUAAUUAUAGGGUAAGUGUGCUUUGUUGUGAAGAAAACCCCGAAUGCAAAACAACAACCGUACCACCCACCACCACCUCUAGCUCCACUCUUCCCGUUUCAACCACAACUCCCUUUGGAACAACAACACGGGAAGUGAUAACCACAACUGUACCUCAAACCACCUCAACAGUGAUUACCAGCACCAGAACUACCCCCAAAGAAACAACUCCCGCCACCACAAUUGUUAUCACUCCCACUAAGCCCAUAGUGACCACAACUGCUUUACCCACCACUACCCAGUUACCCACACCAACAACAACUCUCACUACGACAACCCCACCAACGACCACAUGUGCUCCCGUCACCUGCCAGUGGUCAGAAUGGUUUGAUGUUGACUUUCCCACUUCUGGACCCGAAGGAGGAGACCUUGAAACCUACAGCAAUAUCCGAGCCACGGGAGGCAGAUUCUGUGAAAAGCCUAUAAAUAUACGAUGUCAAGCUGUAAACCACCCAGACCUAAGCAUCGAACAGCUUGGUCAAGUCGUUCAGUGUGAUGUCACAGUUGGACUGAUAUGCUACAAUAAAGAACAAACUGGGAAAGUUCAGCAAUGCUUUAAUUAUAGGGUAAGUGUGCUUUGUUGUGAAGAAAACCCCGAAUGCAAAACAACAACCGUACCACCCACCACCACCUCUAGUUCCACUCUUCCCGUUUCAACCACAACUCCCUUUGGAACAACAACACGGGAAGUGAUAACCACAAGUGUACCUCAAACCACCUCAACAGUGAUUACCACCACCAGAACUACCCCCAAAGAAACAACUCCCGCCACCACAACUGUUAUCACUCCCACUAAGCCCAUAGUGACCACAACUGCUUUACCCACCACUACCCAGUUACCCACACCAACAACAACUCUCACUACGACAACCCCACCAACGACCACAUGUGCUCCCGUCACCUGCCAGUGGUCAGAAUGGUUUGAUGUUGACUUUCCCACUUCUGGACCCGAAGGAGGAGACCUUGAAACCUACAGCAAUAUCCGAGCCGCGGGAGGCAGAUUCUGUGAAAAGCCUAUAAAUAUACGAUGUCAAGCUGUAAACCACCCAGACCUAAGCAUCGAACAGCUUGGUCAAGUCGUUCAGUGUGAUGUCACAGUUGGACUGAUAUGCUACAAUAAAGAACAAACUGGGAAAGUUCAGCAAUGCUUUAAUUAUAGGGUAAGUGUGCUUUGUUGUGAAGAAAACCCCGAAUGCAAAACAACAACCGUACCACCCACCACCACCUCUAGCUCCACUCUUCCCGUUUCAACCACAACUCCCUUUGGAACAACAACACGGGAAGUGAUAACCACAACUGUACCUCAAACCACCUCAACAGUGAUUACCAGCACCAGAACUACCCCCAAAGAAACAACUCCCGCCACCACAACUGUUAUCACUCCCACUAAGCCCAUAGUGACCACAACUGCUUUACCCACCACUACCCAGUUACCCACACCAACAACAACUCUCACUACGACAACCCCACCAACGACCACAUGUGCUCCCGUCACCUGCCAGUGGUCAGAAUGGUUUGAUGUUGACUUUCCCACUUCUGGACCCGAAGGAGGAGACCUUGAAACCUACAGCAAUAUCCGAGCCACGGGAGGCAGAUUCUGUGAAAAGCCUAUAAAUAUACGAUGUCAAGCUGUAAACCACCCAGACCUAAGCAUCGAACAGCUUGGUCAAGUCGUUCAGUGUGAUGUCACAGUUGGACUGAUAUGCUACAAUAAAGAACAAACUGGGAAAGUUCAGCAAUGCUUUAAUUAUAGGGUAAGUGUGCUUUGUUGUGAAGAAAACCCCGAAUGCAAAACAACAACCGUACCACCCACCACCACCUCUAGCUCCACUCUUCCCGUUUCAACCACAACUCCCUUUGGAACAACAACACGGGAAGUGAUAACCACAACUGUACCUCAAACCACCUCAACAGUGAUUACCACCACCAGAACUACCCCCAAAGAAACAACUCCCGCCACCACAACUGUUAUCACUCCCACUAAGCCCAUAGUGACCACAACUGCUUUACCCACCACUACCCAGUUACCCACACCAACAACAACUCUCACUACGACAACCCCACCAACGACCACAUGUGCUCCCGUCACCUGCCAGUGGUCAGAAUGGUUUGAUGUUGACUUUCCCACUUCUGGACCCGAAGGAGGAGACCUUGAAACCUACAGCAAUAUCCGAGCCGCGGGAGGCAGAUUCUGUGAAAAGCCUAUAAAUAUACGAUGUCAAGCUGUAAACCACCCAGACCUAAGCAUCGAACAGCUUGGUCAAGUCGUUCAGUGUGAUGUCACAGUUGGACUGAUAUGCUACAAUAAAGAACAAACUGGGAAAGUUCAGCAAUGCUUUAAUUAUAGGGUAAGUGUGCUUUGUUGUGAAGAAAACCCCGAAUGCAAAACAACAACCGUACCACCCACCACCACCUCUAGCUCCACUCUUCCCGUUUCAACCACAACUCCCUUUGGAACAACAACACGGGAAGUGAUAACCACAACUGUACCUCAAACCACCUCAACAGUGAUUACCACCACCAGAACUACCCCCAAAGAAACAACUCCCGCCACCACAACUGUUAUCACUCCCACUAAGCCCAUAGUGACCACAACUGCUUUACCCACCACUACCCAGUUACCCACACCAACAACAACUCUCACUACGACAACCCCACCAACGACCACAUGUGCUCCCGUCACCUGCCAGUGGUCAGAAUGGUUUGAUGUUGACUUUCCCACUUCUGGACCCGAAGGAGGAGACCUUGAAACCUACAGCAAUAUCCGAGCCGCGGGAGGCAGAUUCUGUGAAAAGCCUAUAAAUAUACGAUGUCAAGCUGUAAACCACCCAGACCUAAGCAUCGAACAGCUUGGUCAAGUCGUUCAGUGUGAUGUCACAGUUGGACUGAUAUGCUACAAUAAAGAACAAACUGGGAAAGUUCAGCAAUGCUUUAAUUAUAGGGUAAGUGUGCUUUGUUGUGAAGAAAACCCCGAAUGCAAAACAACAACCGUACCACCCACCACCACCUCUAGCUCCACUCUUCCCGUUUCAACCACAACUCCCUUUGGAACAACAACACGGGAAGUGAUAACCACAACUGUACCUCAAACCACCUCAACAGUGAUUACCACCACCAGAACUACCCCCAAAGAAACAACUCCCGCCACCACAACUGUUAUCACUCCCACUAAGCCCAUAGUGACCACAACUGCUUUACCCACCACUACCCAGUUACCCACACCAACAACAACUCUCACUACGACAACCCCACCAACGACCACAUGUGCUCCCGUCACCUGCCAGUGGUCAGAAUGGUUUGAUGUUGACUUUCCCACUUCUGGACCCGAAGGAGGAGACCUUGAAACCUACAGCAAUAUCCGAGCCGCGGGAGGCAGAUUCUGUGAAAAGCCUAUAAAUAUACGAUGUCAAGCUGUAAACCACCCAGACCUAAGCAUCGAACAGCUUGGUCAAGUCGUUCAGUGUGAUGUCACAGUUGGACUGAUAUGCUACAAUAAAGAACAAACUGGGAAAGUUCAGCAAUGCUUUAAUUAUAGGGUAAGUGUGCUUUGUUGUGAAGAAAACCCCGAAUGCAAAACAACAACCGUACCACCCACCACCACCUCUAGCUCCACUCUUCCCGUUUCAACCACAACUCCCUUUGGAACAACAACACGGGAAGUGAUAACCACAACUGUACCUCAAACCACCUCAACAGUGAUUACCACCACCAGAACUACCCCCAAAGAAACAACUCCCGCCACCACAACUGUUAUCACUCCCACUAAGCCCAUAGUGACCACAACUGCUUUACCCACCACUACCCAGUUACCCACACCAACAACAACUCUCACUACGACAACCCCACCAACGACCACAUGUGCUCCCGUCACCUGCCAGUGGUCAGAAUGGUUUGAUGUUGACUUUCCCACUUCUGGACCCGAAGGAGGAGACCUUGAAACCUACAGCAAUAUCCGAGCCGCGGGAGGCAGAUUCUGUGAAAAGCCUAUAAAUAUACGAUGUCAAGCUGUAAACCACCCAGACCUAAGCAUCGAACAGCUUGGUCAAGUCGUUCAGUGUGAUGUCACAGUUGGACUGAUAUGCUACAAUAAAGAACAAACUGGGAAAGUUCAGCAAUGCUUUAAUUAUAGGGUAAGUGUGCUUUGUUGUGAAGAAAACCCCGAAUGCAAAACAACAACCGUACCACCCACCACCACCUCUAGCUCCACUCUUCCCGUUUCAACCACAACUCCCUUUGGAACAACAACACGGGAAGUGAUAACCACAACUGUACCUCAAACCACCUCAACAGUGAUUACCACCACCAGAACUACCCCCAAAGAAACAACUCCCGCCACUACAACUGUUAUCACUCCCACUAAGCCCAUAGUGACCACAACUGCUUUACCCACCACUACCCAGUUACCCACACCAACAACAACUCUCACUACGACCACACCACCAAUGACCACAUGUGCUCCCAUCAUCUGCCAGUGGUCAGAAUGGUUUGAUGUUGACUUUCCCACUUCUGGACCCGAAGGAGGAGACCUUGAAACCUACAGCAAUAUCCGAGCCGCGGGAGGCAGAUUCUGUGAAAAGCCUAUAAAUAUACGAUGUCAAGCUGUAAACCACCCAGACCUAAGCAUCGAACAGCUUGGUCAAGUCGUUCAGUGUGAUGUCACAGUUGGACUGGAAUGCCACAAUAAAAAACAAACUGGGAAAGUUAAACAAUGCUUUAAUUAUAGGGUAAGUGUGCUUUGUUGUGAAGAAAACCCUGAAUGCAAAAGAACAACCGUACCACCCACCACCACUUCUAGCUCUACUCUUCCAGUUUCAACCACAACUCCCUUUGGAACCAUGACACAGGAAGUGAUAACCACAACUGUAGCUCAAACCACCUCGAGUAGUACAUCUUCAACCACCACCGUUGGAAGCAGCACAAGUUAUUGCUUUUGCCAAAUUGGCGAAAAGGUUUAUAUGCCUGGUGAAAUUAUUUAUAGGCAAACCGACAGCGAUGGCUGCCUUUAUUUUGCCAUUUGUGGUAGAACAUGUUCCGUUGAAAGAUACAAAGGGCCAUGUGUAUCAACUACACCCAGACCCACAUCAACUCCCACAAUAGUCUCCACCACUCCUACUACGAAAACUGCUGGUACUACUCCACCAUCAGGCUGUCCUGAUGCUAUUCCACCACGGAAGGUGGGUGAGACAUGGAUAGAAAAUUGCACAAAAGCAACUUGUUUAGGAAACAACAACAUUGUGAUAAGUAAAGUGGAGUGUCCACCAGUACAGAAUAUUGUGUGUGAAAACGGCUACCCACCAGUAAAAGUUCUCUCAAAGGAUGGAUGCUGUUAUCACUAUGAAUGUGAAUGUAUUUGCACUGGCUGGGGUGAUCCUCACUUUAUUACAUUUGAUGGAGUCUACUACACUUUCUUGGACAAAUGCACUUAUGUAUUGGUGCAGCAAAUUAUACCAAACUAUAAUAAUUUUAAAAUCCUUCUUGAUAAUUAUUAUUGUGAUACAGAAGAUCAACUUUCCUGUUCCCAGUCUAUUAUUAUACACUACAAAUCUUCAGUCAUUGUGUUAACUCGCCAACACUUGAAUGGGAUAGAAGCUAACAAGAUUUAUUUCAAUGGGAAAGUCAUCAAGGCAAGUUUCCAUAAAGAUGAUAUUUAUAUCUACACAAUUGGCAUUAAUAUGGUGGUUGAAAUGGCUGAAAUUGAAACUAUUGUCACCUAUAGUGGUGUAGUCUUCUCAGUAAAGCUUCCAUUCAGCAAGUUUAACAACAAUACUGAAGGACAAUGUGGUACUUGCACUAACAAUAUAAAAGAUGAAUGUCGCUUACCAAAUGGUGAAGUAACAGAUUGCCCCCACAUGGCUACCCAUUGGAAAGUGCCUGAUCCUAAAAAAGAUUACUGCUUUGGACCAACACCAUCUGUACCAACUGACACUGUAACACCUUCACCUGGAUCAUGUGGCCUAGCUCCUCUAUGUUCCCUUAUUUUGAAUGAAAUCUUCUCUGAGUGCCAUGAGAUCAUACCCCCAGAUCCCUAUUUCCAAGGCUGCCUCUUUGAUGCUUGCCAUAAGAAAAAUAUCUCCAUGCAAUGUUCAGCAGUAGAGAUGUAUGCUUCUCUCUGUGCCUCUAAAGGUGUUUGUAUUGAUUGGAGAGGGAAGACCAACAAUGAAUGCCCAUUUAGCUGUCCUACAGAUAAAGUAUACAAUCCAUGUGGCCCCAUCAAUCCUUCCACUUGUGAUAACAGUGGUCCUCCGCAGACCGGAAUAACAGAAGGUUGCUUCUGUAAAAAUGGAACCAAACUCUUCAGUACCCAUAAAGAUACCUGUGUCUCUGAUUGUGGUUGUGUUGGUUCAGAUGGGUUACCCAAAGCGCCUGGAGAAACUUGGAUUAGCAAUUGCCAGAAAUGUACUUGCGAGGAAUAUUCUCUUAUGGUACAAUGUAUUGAAGAACCAUGUCCUACCAAACUUACUCCUGUGGAAUGUUCUUUUGAAGGGUUUGUACCCAUCACAAUAUUAACCCCUGAAGAAAAGUGCUGUCCUCAAAAGCAGUGUGUGUGCAACACUUCUCACUGUCCCAAAUCUAUAGAAACCUGUCCACCAGGGUAUGAAUUAAAAAAGGAAAACUUGCCAGGAAGCUGCUGCAUUAAUACCACUUGUGUGAAAGUACCAGGCUGUGUUGUCAAUGGAACAUUCUACAGUCCUGGGGCAGUCGUACCAGGAGGAUUAUGUGAAUCAUGCAGAUGCUCUGAAAAAGAAGAUUUAGAAAACAAUGUAGAGUGUGUGUCUCAAACAUGUGACAAAAGAUGCCCACUGGGUCAUGAAUACCAGGAAGUAUCUGGAAAAUGUUGUGGUGAAUGUAGGCAGUUUGCUUGUGUUGUGACACUAGAUUCCCAUCCUGUCAAAGUGCUCGAGCCAGGAGAAACUUGGACCUCACCAGGAAACAAUUGUACUUCAUAUGAAUGUGAUCUUAUUGAGGACCAAUAUGUUCUCGUCACUAUCAAGAAAGCCUGCCCUCUCUUUGAUUCAAAUGAAUGCCGGCCUGAGGAUGUGGUAUUAACUGAGGAUGGGUGUUGCAAGUUGUGCAGGUCUAAACAAGAAAAAUUCUGUAUACCAGCAAAUAUCACCAAAACAAUAAAACACAAUGGUUGUGAAGCUUCUUCACCUAUUGAAGUAACAUACUGUGAAGGCCAAUGUAACAGUUUUUCAAAGUAUUCAUAUGAAGCAAGCAUGAUGGAUCAUACAUGCAACUGUUGUCAAGAGCGAAAGACUACGAAGAAGUAUGUGACCUUGAUUUGCCCUGAUGGUUCCACCAUGGAUUAUUCUUACCUCCAUGUUGAUGAGUGUGAGUGUGUCGAGAGUAAAUGCAACAUUGUGCCCACUCCCAUACCACAUCAACAGGAACAGCAGCAACAGGUGACCAUGUUCCCACCAGACCAGCAGCAGCAGCAGCAGCAGCAGCAGCAGCAGCAGCAGGAACAGCUGCAACAAAAGAAGCCAUAAGAAUAGAAAUUGCGGCAGGAAUGAAAGGGACAAUUGGACCAGUCUAAACAUUUUCAAAAAGUGACCCAGAAUUGAAUAAAAGUUAAAUUGUAAUAAAACGUAAAAUGCUCAAGCAACAUUCAACCAAAUAUUUCCUCUAGCUAGUCUUCAAGAAAAGAUUUUCUCUUCUGCAUGCCAAGCAUUUUGAAAUGUUCUGACCUUUUCUUGGGUGUAGGCUCAACUGAGACUAUAUGACUAAGUUGAAAAAAAACUGGGGGGAAGGAAGGGAAGAGGGCUUGGUGUCAAUAAUUGGAGUCAGGGGUGAAGAAAUAAAAAGGAUGUAUUGGUUUGAUUUGGGAUCUUCUCUUGAGAAGCAACAAUUCCUGCAUUAAGUGACAGGUGGUACCAUUUUAAUUAAGACUGGUGGAGUUUUUAACCACUAGCCGACAGAAGCUAGACAAGAUCUAAAAACUUUGAGUUGUGACACAAACAUUGGCUGGUAUUUGCUAAAAUGACAAGUGAAGCUUUCAGUUCCCUGGCAUAAUUUUUCUUACUGUGCUUCCAAAUUUCUUUUUCUAUAAACUUCAUUUUUGCCUACUCUUUCCAAAUAUGAGACAGGCUAUAAUGAUGUGAGAUUCUUUGUAGAUUUGUUACUAUUGCAACAAGUGGGGGGAAACCCGUGAAUUGUGAUUGCUGCUGAAGAAGACUGUUUACAUGAUAUCAUCAGCAUAGAAGUUGUAGGAGGAUCUGGAUUAUUUUUGUAACUGUUUACAGAAUGGACUAAUAUAUGUAUAUGCACACCAAAAGGUCACUGAAGAAUUUUUGUAAACCGAAGUAAUAAAUAACAAUAAUAUAACUUAGAAUUUCUAUUCUGAGUUAGUGAAUUGUUUUUGAACAUUUAAUUACUAUUUAUUUGUUUCCAGAAAAUAGAUUUUCAGGGAUAUUUUCUUCUGAAUAAGGGCUCUACUGUCUGCCACUAAUGUCUGGUUGAGGGAAAAUUUCAUCUUUUAUAUUUGUUUUUUGUUUCUCAACAACAACUAAAUGAUUAAUAAAAUUUCAACAUUUUGCAGGGGA
Crotalus tigris (Tiger rattlesnake) is the source of this 16185-nucleotide messenger RNA. RefSeq names its product mucin-5AC-like. The transcript has 49 exons. Bases 34 to 15132 code for a protein of 5032 amino acids. Gene Ontology annotation, cellular component: extracellular matrix. Lineage: Eukaryota; Metazoa; Chordata; Lepidosauria; Squamata; Viperidae. Gene Ontology annotation, molecular function: protein binding. The record is from RefSeq and is a predicted model, not a curated record.